Lotus japonicus is the source of this 2092-nucleotide messenger RNA. Its product is annotated as peroxisomal membrane protein PEX14. The coding region runs from base 190 to 1758 and encodes 522 amino acids. Gene Ontology annotation, biological process: protein import into peroxisome matrix, docking. Gene Ontology annotation, cellular component: peroxisomal membrane; peroxisomal importomer complex. The transcript has 13 exons. Gene Ontology annotation, molecular function: signaling receptor binding. The record is from RefSeq and is a predicted model, not a curated record. NCBI's taxonomy places the organism in Eukaryota, Viridiplantae, Streptophyta, Magnoliopsida, Fabales, Fabaceae.
AAAUAUGGAAACUAUGUUAUAGACAAUUUUUUGUUACACAUAUGAUGAUAUGAAUAAUGUGAUAGACAUGCUCGGAGAAGAAGACAACAUAAAUAAAACAAAAACCCCAAAUUCAUUUUCAGCUCGCUCACUCACUCACUCGUCAUCUUCUUCACUGAAUUCUAACCCCGGAGUGAGUAGCAGAAAAGCAUGUCCACUCAAUCGCCACCGCUUCCUCCUCCCACCACCGCCACCGACGAAAACCAAGGUGCUGAAAUUGUGCAACCAACAAAUUUGGGUCAGCAAAAUGCUACAGAAGAGCCUGUUAAACAGAGUUCAACUACCUCAGUCUUUGUGAACACAGAGCCAUUGCGGGAAGAUCAAAUUCAGAAUGCUGUGAAAUUUCUAUCGCACCCAAAAGUUAAAGGUUCACCUGUUAUCUACAGGCGGUCAUUUCUGGAGAAGAAAGGCCUUACGAAAGAAGAGAUUGAUGAAGCCUUUCGGCGUGUGCCAGAUGAUGCUCCAACUGUGCAGACAUCUGGUGUAAAUCAAGAUGGACAAUUGAAACCAUCGUCGAACACUCAUCAGUCAGCCCAAAUACAAACUUUGCAGCCGGGUUUACCUGCUUCUACUGGUGUCAAUAGUUCAUCAGGAACCUUAUCACGCUCUAGAUUUCACUGGUCCCAUGCCCUCAUUGCUGUUGGAUUACUGGCUGCUUCAGGUGCUGGAACAGCUUUAAUAGUUAAGAAUUCGAUUCUUCCUCGGUUAAAAUCUUGGAUAAGAAAGGUUGCCCUAGAUGAUGAUGAUGAUGAUGAACAGUUAAAGAAAACUAACAAAAAACCAACUUUGGCGGAAGAAGCUGCACAAGCUGCAAAAUCAGCUGCUGCUGCAGCUGCAGAUGUAGCAAGAGCAAGCCAAGAAAUGCUGGCUUCAAAAAGUGAAGAGAGGAAACACUUUGUCGAAGUUGUGAGCCUUUUAGACAAGCAAAUACAAGAAAUGAAGUUAAUGACGAAAGCAAUAAGUAGAUUGGAAGGGCAAGAAGAUCUCCGAGUCAGUCAAACAAGUUCGAAGCAACUGAUUGGGAAUGGCAAGGCGGACUAUGACUUGCGUUCAGGGAGAUCUUUAUCCCCACCUGCAUCUGUUGAAACAUCGAGUGCUCUUCAUCCGAAGUCAUAUGCUGAGAUAAUGGCCAUGGUCCAAAGAGGAGAGAAGCCUGCUAAUAUUAGAGAUAUCAAUGAUUUACCUCCCAACCCUAGUCAAGAACCAUCAAAUCCUCUCUUAAUGCCUAGAUCCAAGCCUUGGGAGGUUGGUCAGGUGCAAAACACAUCUACCCAAGUGCUUCAGCCUCAACAAAAUGGUGAAGACUUGAAUAAUAUCAAGGUCCAAGAAGCCACUCAAUCAAAUGGGGUUGACCCUGUUCCCUGGUGGCAGAAGAAAAAUGUUAGAAUCAGAGAGAUUGAAGAAAAUGAGUAUAAUGUAGCACCUUUUGGUGCUGCAUCCACUCAACAGCCACCACAACGUGUGUGGGUUCCUCCUCAACCUCCACCCAUAGCUAUGGCGGAGGCUGCAGAAGCAAUCAGACGCCCGAAGUCGGCGGUCCAAAAGGAACAGGCGUCAGAUAAUCAGUCCGCAGCUGAUUCUUCAGAAAACUCUGAUGAGGUGCGUGCGGUCACAAAACUACCGGAAUCUGAAGGUGCUGUAGAGGGCAACAACACCAGCUCACUUAUUGGCUCAGGGGAGAUACAAGAAGACAAUCAAGUUACACAAGAAGAGAAAUGAAUAUGAACAUCCACCAGCUCAUUUAGUCCUGAAUUCUUGGUAAACUUGACGCCAUCUGUUUCAUAAUAGUGCGUUUUCUGCACUUAAAACUGGAACUGUCUAGAAGAAAGCACUUAGUUAAGGUUUUAUGAUAUUUUUUUAAUGUUAUGAGGCCUAGCAGCAUAGAUUUAUUUAUAUUUUAUAUCAAAAUAUGAUCCUCUCCUGUUUGUAAAUAAUAAUAAUAGGAUGUGGGUUUAUUAGAUGGAGGAAUAUAUAUUGUUUAACUUGUCAUAUUUGAUUGUGGAAUGUGGGAUCUAAUUAUCUAUUUUCAAAAAAGUUGUGUUUUCUUAUCUAA